AAUGCACCGGCUGAAAGCGUGAAGGUAAAGAGACCCUUUCUUAAACGAGGAGAAGGUCUGGCCAGGUUUACAAGGGGAAAAGCCACUGUGCCACCAGUCAGAAAAAGUCCACCUAACCACAAGCCCUCCUUAUGUCCAAAUCCAAAAGUUUCCCAAGACCUGGACAUGAGGUCCAACAAGAACUCUGUUAAAAACAAAACCGAAGGCUCAAAGUUCACACAUCCUGUGAUCCAACGCAAGAUUGCUGUUCUCAACAAAGAGAACAUUCUUAAGAAUAAAACCACAGCGCCAGUCACCAAGAUGACUGUUCAACCUCGUGUUCUUGUCGGACACCAGAGUGAGAAUAUGAACCCCAUCCCAGCUCAGUUCCAGCCAAAAUCUGAUCCCUCGUCCAAGCAGAAGAUCAACAGUGUCACUACAACAGACAGCAAUAAGGAAGGGUCAUGUAGUGGUGUGGAGGAUAAUGCAUGUGUUGCUGAAAACUCAUUUGAGGUGUGGUUCACGGAGAGGAAGGAGCACUGGGAGCAAGAUCACCAACGGGAGUGUGCUGAACUUGGAGAGUUUGAGUUGCUGGAACGAGCAGCAGAUGAAAUAUCCUUCUCCAGCAACUCGUCCUUCAUCAGCACCCUCCUUCAGAGAGACCGCAGGCGUCUCUCCUCCACACCCAUCAAAUCGACCAGUCAAUCUGCACUACCUAGCCAUGGUCAAGGUCCUGCAGUAACUCCUGAGCCCAUGUUGGGUCAUAGUGUACCAGUUCCUCCUACAAACACUACAAUACAGAGAGAUGUCAUUAGCAUAGGACCGAAAGAGCAGAGAGGGUUCUCAGAAGAGGAAACCCAUGAAAAGUUGGAUGACGACUUAUUGUGCAGUAAUUCAGGGUUGCAACCCCUCCCCAACAGGUCCAAUCCACCCAUAACCCACUGCUUUGAAGUGCCUACCACUCUGCCUUAUGAUAAACUCACCUAUCAAGACAGGGACGGAGCCAGCAGUCCAGAGGAGGAUGAGAGGAGUUUGAGUAACAAUGGAGACUCUACUCUCAUAGAUUCAAGGGCCCAGUUAGAGUUUGAUGACGAUGAUACCUGGAACGAACCUGAGGAGGAGUCCUGCUGUCCUGCAGAAGAAUCCCCAUCAGACAGGGCUCUGAAAAGGAAGGUUGCCUUCUCCAAGGGGGUAAAACCAGCAGGUGGCAGCCCAGAUGCAGUUGGGAAAGAAGCUCCACCGACAUGCCAGUUGGUAUCAAAGCUGUUUCCCACGCUAAAGCCUAAACCUUCUCCUCCGGUAACAGUGGUGCAUGUGCAGGAACCACAGAACGUGCCCAGUGAAGAAGGAGCAGCUCAAUCAAGACUUCUUCGUGAGCGUUUGGUGGAGCUGGAAACAGAGAUUGAAAGGUUCAAAUCUGAGAAUGCGGCACUGGCCAAACUAAAGCAGGAGAACCAAGACAUAAGAGAGAAUCUCAAGAAAGAGAGGGCUGAAUUUGAAAAGAAGAGGAUGGAGGAAAUUGCAAAGUGGGAGGAGCUUAAAAGGGAGGAACAUAAGAAACUGCAGCGUGAAAGGAAGCUUUUCGAAAAGCAUGCAGCAACUGUUAGAGCAAGACCUGACAAACAAGAACGAGAUGAGAUCCAGGCUCUAAAGCAGCAGUUGAAUGUGCUGCAGGAGGACUUGUGCAAACGAGAGGCUCGUUGGAGCAACACACAGAGCCGUCUCCGACAGCAGGUAGACACUCUGAGUGCAGAGAACGCAGCCCUCAGAGACCAAGUGCGGACGCAGGAGAAACUGCGCCUCAGUGCGUGGAAGAGUGCUGAGAAAGAGAAGGAAAAGUUCUCUCUGUCUGGCAAAAGAACCAAUACUGGAUCCAAAUGUACAGAUUCCAGGAGUCCCUCUCAGAGUUCAAAAAAUAGCAGCAGCAGAAAGGGAAGUCCAGAGACACAGAUCCCUCUCACAAAUUCAGCUUUUUUCCCUGAACAAGUUAAAGAGAGCAUCAGCUUCAAAUAUGAGCCAAGUCCAGUGGAAACCCAGUGUUCGGAUGGACUGGUUACGACUGAGAGGAACCAUGAUGCUCCACAUAACUCUCUCUCUGGCAUUGAACAGUCAGAGAAGGAACAGGAAGAGAUCACCCAGUCAGACAACAAGAUUGAGAAGGUGCUCCCUGAUGGAGGCCGACUUGUUGUUUUUCCAAAUGGCACGAGGAAAGAGCUUUCUGCUGAUGGACAGACGGUUAAAGUCAUGUUUUUCAAUGGAGAUGUGAAACAUACCAUGCCUGAUCAAAGAGUGAUUUAUUACUAUGCAGAAGCUCAGACCACACACAUUACCUACCCAGAUGGGAUGGAAGUGCUUCAGUUUCCUAACAAUCAAACAGAAAAAAAAUUCCCUGAUGGUCGUAAGGAAAUCACUUUCCCUGAUCAGAUGGUUAAGACUCUUCAUCCUGAUGGAAGAGAGGAAAGUGUUCUUACAGAUGGAACAGUAAUACAACUGAAUCCGGAUGGCAGUAAGGUGAUCCAGUUUAACACAGGUCAGCGAGAGAUCCACACUGCAGAUUUCAAAAGACGGGAAUAUCCAGAUGGUACGGUUAAAACCGUUUACUCAGAUGGACGGCAAGAGACACAAUACCCUACAGGACGAGUACGGUUAAAAGACGCACAGGGUCAUGUCAUUAUGAACACUAAGGCUUGAAAGACCCAAAAUAUUGUUUUAUUUUAAAGGAAAGGAAAACAAAUGGACUUGAAUGAAGUUGAGUGAAGGAAUGUCUGUUUUGUGUAAAUGUGUCAAGUAUUUAUUUGGAGAGUAAUUUCUGUAAAAAAUAAAUGUUUGUAUGUUGUGUUUAACAGAGUUAUGCAUGACAAGGUAAUAGUUUUAAAUGGUAAUUUUAGAGGGAUAAAAUGGGCUUGAUGCCUUUAGAUGAGCUGUACUGUGCAGUUGAUUAGACUAGCAUUAUUCAUAUUCCUCAGAAAGAAUAUGGACAUUUCAUUCGUAACAUGUUUAAGGUACUUAAAGGACUGAUUUAAGCUGAACUAUGAAAAGGUUCUCUGGAUGAUUCUGGUAGUGGUCUGAAGAUAAAAGUGCAUCAAUUGGUCAGCCUGCUAUGAUUGUUAACAUCCAAAAUUUCAAGAAGUCAAUUAUGACACAAAAAUAUAGCACAAAACCAAGUACUUGAACAUAAAAUGAGAAAACUACAAUGUAAAAUGAUGUGCAGACUCAAAAGCUUCUAUGAAAUCUGAUGACCUAAAGCAGUUUCUCAACCCUGGUCCUGGGCGCCCCCAGCACUGCACAUUUUG
This is a messenger RNA of Sinocyclocheilus grahami, 3272 nucleotides long. Its product is annotated as centromere protein J-like. The annotation marks the transcript as partial. NCBI's taxonomy places the organism in Eukaryota, Metazoa, Chordata, Actinopteri, Cypriniformes, Cyprinidae. Gene Ontology annotation, molecular function: tubulin binding. Gene Ontology annotation, biological process: centriole elongation; cilium assembly. The transcript is spliced from 10 exons. Gene Ontology annotation, cellular component: centrosome; centriole. The record is from RefSeq and is a predicted model, not a curated record.